This is a messenger RNA of Tetrahymena thermophila SB210, 1110 nucleotides long. RefSeq lists its product as hypothetical. The transcript is spliced from 10 exons. The record is from RefSeq and is a predicted model, not a curated record. Lineage: Eukaryota; Ciliophora; Oligohymenophorea; Hymenostomatida; Tetrahymenidae.
AUGUUAAUUGAAAAAUAUAAAAAAGGUAUUUUAUAUUUAAUAGUUCUUCAAAUUUUAAAUUUAUUUAUCUGUUUUAAAUUUAAAAGUAAAGUAAAAUAAAAUUUACUAAUUAAUACUAAAAUUAAGUUAUUUAUCAAAUUAAGAAAAAUGGGGUGCAAAAAUUCAAAGCAGUAAAAAAACCAUAAAGAAAUUAACUAUACUGAAACAAAAAAUGAAGGAAAGUAAGAAGACUAUUGUUAGAGUCAUCAAGAGCUGAUAAAGAUAUCAAACAUCAAAAGUUUCAGUAGUCUUACAGAUUGCUCAAAUCCAGAUUAAAUUACUUUGCUAGACUUAAAGCCGACUUAAAAUAAUUAAGGGAAUUUAAUAAUACAAGCUUUGUAAAAUUUUACUAAUCUAAAUUCACUAAUAUUAGAUUUUAGGUAAUAAGAUUUUAUAUAUUUAAUAUAAUGUAAUUUAUAUAAAAGUAGAUAGAGAGUUUAUUUAAAUUCAAUUUUUAUUAAAUAAAUUUAAAAAGAGCAAUUAAAUAAAAAUAAAAUACCAUUAUAAAUAAUAAAGCAUUAUUUUUUGGAGAGAUUGUUUAAUUUCACUCUUGAUUAGUAAGAAUUUAAAGAUUUAUUUUAGGCUCUUAAAAAUGUAGCUUGUAUUUAGAAGUUAGAUUUGAAUCUAUGGAUGUCUAAAAUCAACAAUAGUUUAUUAACUGAGCUAGCAUUUUCUUUAUAGGCAUAAUCAAAUAUUCUUUUUCUUUCAUUAAAUUUAAUCGAAAAUGACAAAAUUAAAUAAGAAGAAAUGGAAAUUUUGUAUCAGGGAAUAGCCGAUUGCAAAAAUUUAACGUUUUUAAAGUUAGUGACUCCAGUAAGUGCAAAUACCAACAAAUCUUUGAGUGAUUUAGGGAAUCUUAUUUUGAAUCAUCUAAUUAAAUUAAAAGAGUUGUAUCUCACUCUUAAAUGCUGUUAAGAUGUUUAGAAUUUGAUAAAGCUGUUAUCUAAAACCAAAAGCAUUACAUUUAUAUAUUUUAAUUUAUGGAAUUUAAAUAAUAUAAAAGAAUUCGAUACAUAUAAAUAUCAAUUAUGCAAAUCAAGGAGACUAUCAAAUAUAAAAAUAUUAUUAUGA